CUGACACGCUGAUAGAGGCACAUUUGGACGUAAUUCCCUGAGGACGGUGUGGGUGACACCUAAUCAAACCAGGCACGAUGAAGCACUUCCUGCGAAUGUUGUUCCAGGUAUGCCUGUAUUUUUACUGUAAAUUUCUGUGGCGUUGCCUAAAAUUUGUAAUGAGGAAGCUGACUGGAAGAUGUGAAUUGCAACGGAUCUGUUACAGUACCAAGCCUGGGGCUUCUAGAACCAUGAAAAUCGAAACAUCACUGCGGGAUUCAAAAAGUAAGCUGCUGCAGACAUCCGUGAGUGUUCACCCCGAUGCUAUUGAAAAAACUAUAGAAGACAUCAUGGAACUGAAAAAAAUUAACCCCGACAUAAACCCACAGUUGGGGAUCUCUCUUCAGGCUUGCCUCCUGCAAAUUGUUGGCUACAGAAACCUUAUUGCAGAUGUGGAAAAACUGCGCAGAGAACCCUAUGAUUCUGAUAACCCCCAACAUGAAGAAAUGCUGUUGAAGUUAUGGAAAUUCUUGAAGCCUAAUACCCCGCUGGAAUCUCGGAUUUCUAAGCAGUGGUGUGAAAUUGGUUUCCAAGGAGAUGAUCCUAAAACAGAUUUCCGAGGAAUGGGACUUCUGGGCCUAUACAAUUUGCAGUACUUUGCGGAAAGAGACGCUGCGGCAGCCCAGCAAGUCCUCUCUGACUCUCUUCAUCCAAAAUGCAGGGAUAUCACUAAAGAGGAAACAAGCAAAUUCAGCAAAGUGGAAUGGGAGAAGAAAAGGAUGGAUAAAGCAAUUGGGUAUUCAUUUGCAAUCGUGGGCAUCAAUAUAACUGACCUGGCGUAUAAUCUGCUGGUGAGCGGAGCGCUAAAAACUCACUUCUACAACAUUGCCCCAGAAGCUCCAACCCUGUCUCAUUUCCAGCAGACAUUCUGCUAUUUGAUGCACGAGUUUCAUAAGUUUUGGAUUGAAGAGGACCCCAUGGACAUAAUGGAAUUCAAUCGUGUACGGGAGAAAUUCCGCAAGAGGAUCAUAAAACAGCUGCGGAACCCAGACAUGGCGUUGUGCCCACACUUUGCUGCCUCAGAAGGUUUAAUCAACAUGUAGUCACCCACGCUGGUUUUAACGGAUACCCCCAGAACACUGCCUCAUUGUCGUGUUAGAUCCCUGCUUAGGUCCCGGCUCAUACACUGAGUGCACACAGUGAUUGUAUGCAUGCCUUUUGGUACAGUAUUUUCAUCUCUUGGUCAUAACUACCAGAUCCCCAGAUACCACCGCUUCUGGAGUAUCUGUCAUCCAGUGACUGUUCAUAUUGUGGCAUAAUGCAGUGUUACAUUUGCCUUGACACCCAGGUAUGGAGAGAGUUUUCUAUUUUUUUAGAUUGUUUUCCUCCCCUCGUAAUUCAGCAUCGAAGAACUGUAUUUCUCUAGCUGUAUUUUGUAUGUAAGAGAUUCAGCGGACUCUUGUUCUGUGAAAGCCUUUUAAUUUAUUGAUAUGUUUCAUGACUACUGCUGCUAGCUCUUCAAGCCGGGUUCACACUUGGACCUCAUUCCACUAAAGUAUAUGACUUGCAAAUAACACAGACAGACAGACACAUGAUAAGCCAAACCAUUCCUGCAAACACAGCUGUGCUUCAUGACAAUGUAACGAGGCUUACAAGAAGCAGACUUAGGUAGGUGCGGAUGCAGCAUUGUACUGUAACUUAUCCCCAGUUGCAACUGUAUCCUACUCAUAUGGAUAUCAAAUUACUUUAUUCCCAUAAUUUUACUGGCUUGGAUGCCUAAAUAUGUUUAUGAUGCUUGGAGCCUCAGAAAAGAAGUAUGCAUACUUCAAAAGCUGCAAAAGAUUUCUCACUGCCUGCCUCUUGCUGAACUCAGUUACACCCUGGCCCUGUUCUGAUCCAAGUAUCUUUGCUUGGGGAACAGAGUGCUGACUGGUUUGUUUUCAAUAUUAAGAGGUUAUAUUAAAAAAAAAAACCAAUUUGCAAGAAAAUGUGUUGCAAGAGGGGGACCUAAACUGUGUCCUUCUGUAGUAUUUCUUGAAAAUAAUGACCUUGUCAUGUAUCCGUGAAAAAAGUAAAUUGCUUAGAAGGGCGGGGAGGAUCAGAUCAUUCCAAAACUGCUAAAGAUCAUUUGAAAAACCAUGAUUUAGUUUGGAAUUAUGAUUGUAGUCUGUUGAAUAGUAUUUACCAUGGCAUUUCAUACCCAUGGUAUUUUAUACCUUCUAUCGAUUUUAGUAUUAUUAGACGUUUGUGUAAUCACUUGCUUACUUAAAUGAAUUUUGAGUACUGCCUAACUGUUAGUUAUAUGAAUAAAUUACAUGUCAUUCUACUGUAA
Suricata suricatta (meerkat) is the source of this 2311-nucleotide messenger RNA. It is a transcript of the gene ELMOD1, whose product is annotated as ELMO domain containing 1. The transcript has 11 exons. NCBI's taxonomy places the organism in Eukaryota, Metazoa, Chordata, Mammalia, Carnivora, Herpestidae. Bases 78 to 1082 code for a protein of 334 amino acids. Gene Ontology annotation, molecular function: GTPase activator activity. The record is from RefSeq and is a predicted model, not a curated record.